UGCAGGCCUCGCAGCGAGAGAGGGGGAGAGCAAAGACCCCAGUCCACAGCCUCGGCAUCGGCCUCCGCCCCGCUCCAGCGGAGGAGUGGGAGAUCCUGUUCAGAGGGGCUGGUAUCUCUAAAUAUGCCCCAGGAUGACGGAGCGGCCGCCAAGCGAGGCGGCUCGCAGUGACCCCCCGCUAGAGGGACGGGACGCGGCCGAUGCCCGCAUGGCCCCCCCGCACCUGGUCCUGCUGAACGGCGUCGCCAAGGAGACAAGCCGCGCGGCCCCCGCGGAGCCCCCAGUCAUCGAGCUGGGCGCGCGCGGCGGCCCGGGGGGCGGCCCCGCCGGUGGGGGCGGCGCCGCCAGAGACUUAAAGGGCCGCGACGCAGCGGCGGCCGAAGCGCGCCAUCGGGUGCCCACCACAGAGCUGUGCAGACCUCCCGGGCCCGCCCCUGCCCCCGCACCCGCCUCGGCCCCCGCGGAGCUGCCCAGCGACAGCCGCAUGGUGCAGCUGAGCCCGCCCGCGCUGGCGGCCCCCGCCGCCCCCGGCCGCGCGCUGCUCUACAGCCUCAGCCAGCCGCUGGCCUCGCUCGGCAGUGGGUUCUUUGGGGAGCCUGAUGCCUUCCCUAUGUUCACUGCCAACAACCGAGUGAAGAGGAGACCCUCCCCCUAUGAGAUGGAGAUUACUGAUGGUCCCCACACCAAAGUCGUGCGGCGUAUCUUUACCAACAGCCGGGAGCGGUGGCGGCAGCAGAAUGUGAACGGGGCGUUUGCUGAGCUCCGCAAGCUGAUCCCCACUCAUCCCCCAGACAAGAAGCUCAGCAAGAAUGAGAUCCUCCGCCUGGCCAUGAAGUACAUUAACUUCCUGGCCAAGCUGCUCAAUGACCAGGAGGAGGAGGGCAGCCAGCGGGCCAAGCCUGCUGUGGCAGCUCCUUGGAUGGGGCAGCCAGCCCGGACAGCUACACAGAGGAGCCAGCACCCAAGCACACGGCCCGCAGCCUCCAUCCGGCCAUGCUGCCUACCACUGAUGGAGCCGGCCCGCGGUGAUGGGUCUGGACCACCUGGAUCAGCCAGGAGGAUGCCCUUAGGUCACUGGGAUGGUGGGCUGCAGGGCAGGGGGGAUAAGAAUUGGGCAGCUCUGAAGCAGGGCGAUGGACUUGGUGAACUUUCCUUGAUGUCUGAACUUUGGGAAGCCUUUACUGACCCUGGGGCUGGCUUUUCUGUUUCCUGUCUCAGUGAGAGAACAGAAAAAUGGAGCAAAGUGGUAGGUACUUUUUAUGAAGACGGCACGGUCUUCCCCUUCCCCCAAUCCCUAAUACUUCCCAAGUAGGAGGCUCGAGAGUCACUGCUUUUGGCCUAGAGUUUGGGAGCCCUGUCUUUGCUGAGACCUGGGGUCGUCAACUCUCACCUGAGGCAUCCA
Propithecus coquereli (Coquerel's sifaka) is the source of this 1402-nucleotide messenger RNA. RefSeq names its product T-cell acute lymphocytic leukemia 1 (gene TAL1). NCBI's taxonomy places the organism in Eukaryota, Metazoa, Chordata, Mammalia, Primates, Indriidae. Gene Ontology annotation, biological process: regulation of transcription by RNA polymerase II. The coding region runs from base 134 to 1312 and encodes 392 amino acids. The transcript has 5 exons. Gene Ontology annotation, molecular function: protein dimerization activity; RNA polymerase II cis-regulatory region sequence-specific DNA binding; DNA-binding transcription factor activity, RNA polymerase II-specific. The record is from RefSeq and is a predicted model, not a curated record.